GGGGGAUGGCUGUAGGGGCCCUUGUAGGGGUUAGGACAGGGAAGGGGUGGGAGCAGGGCACGGGGUGGGGGUGCAAGGUCUUGGCCUCCUCCUCCACUCCGUCACCCCCUGGCUGACCCAUAUCCCCCCCCGUCCUCCCCACCAGAGUGCAUGAGACCCUCAGGAUAUUCCAGCCCAGAGCUGUGUCCUGCAGCCGGCACCAUGUCCCUGCCCCAGCUCCCCACUGUCCCCAUGGCGCUGGGCCCCCCGCCUGAGGAGGGCAGCGUGACCGUGGUGGUGCGGGUGCGACCCUCCGCCCCCUGCGAGCGAGAACGAGCUGCGCACCCCGUCUUGCGCAUCGUCGACCAGCACGUCCUCGUCUUCGACCCCGAGGAGCCCGGCGGUGCCUCGGGUGGCGUGCUGCCCACCCGUGGGCCCAAGCACCAGGGCAAGGACCUGAAGUUUGCCUUCGACCGGGUUUUCGGGGAGAAGGCCACGCAGGAGGAGGUGUUCCAGCACACUACCCACGACGUGUUGGACAGUGUCCUCAAUGGCUACAACUGCUCCGUGUUUGCCUACGGCGCAACUGGAGCGGGAAAAACCUACACCAUGCUGGGCUCGGAGAAAAACCCCGGCAUCAUGUACCUCACCAUGGUGGAGCUCUACAAGAGGAUCGAGGCCAGGAAGGAGGAGAAGAGCUGCGAGGUCCUCGUCUCCUACCAGGAGGUGUACAAUGAACAGAUUCACGACCUGCUGGAGCCCAAGGGCCCUCUGGCCAUCCGGGAGGAUCCCGAAAAAGGAGUCGUGGUUCAAGGGCUCUCCUUCCAUCAGCCCGCGUCGGCAGAGCAGCUCCUGCAGAUGUUGGCCAACGGCAACAAAAACCGGACGCAGCAUCCCACCGAUGCCAACGCCACCUCCUCCCGCUCGCACGCCAUCUUCCAGAUCUAUGUGAAGCAGCAGGACCGCAUUGGUGGCCUCGCUGGGGAUCUGCAAGUGGCCAAGAUGAGUUUGAUCGACCUGGCAGGCUCGGAGCGAGCUUCAGUCACCAAUGCCAAGGGCGAGAGGCUCCGGGAGGGUGCCAACAUCAACCGCUCGCUGCUGGCCCUCAUCAACGUCAUCAACGCGCUGGCUGAUGCAAAGAGCAAGAAAACCCACAUCCCCUACCGGGACAGCAAGCUCACGCGCUUGCUGAAGGACUCCAUUGGUGGCAACUGCCGCACCAUUAUGAUCGCCGCGGUGAGUCCCUGCAUGCUGGCCUACGAGGACACCUACAACACCCUCAAGUACGCCAACCGGGCCAAGGACAUCAAGCUCUCGCUGAAGAGCAACGUGCUCAGCUUUGACUGCCACGCUAAUAAAUACGCUGCGAUCUGCGAGCAGCUGAAAGCAGAGGUGGCAGAUCUGCGGGCAAAGCUCCAGGCCUACGAGGACACUGCCCGGCAGGCAGAGAACCAGGCGCCACAGCCUGCCCUCAGCUCCAGCCCGGUGGAGCUGCCCAGGCUGGAGGAAGCUAUCUCGAAGACAUGCUUGGCCCUGGAGGAUGAGAUGGAGUGUAAUGGAGAGCAGCAGGAGCUGGAAGCUGGAUGGCCUGUUCGUCUGCAGCUGGAAUCGGUGGAGGAGGCUCCAGAGGAAAAGCCUCCCAGCAGCCCCGGAGCAACCCACCAGAGAGACGACCAGCUGGAACCAAAGAAACCAAGCUGCCUUCUACAGGGGUUGUCCGGCAGCCAGACAGAGACGCUUGUAGCCGCUAUCCUGAGCGUUGCCCGAAAGCAAUAUUCCCUCCUGAAGGCUGCCAACCUCCUAACUCCUGACAUGGUCUCGGAAUUCGAGGAACUGGAGCGCCUGGUCCAUCAGGGGGCUGGCGUAAGCCUGGAACAAGCCACGUCUCCGAACAGACCCUCGGAGGUCGGUGGGGCCACCCCAGCCCAGGAGAUGCAGCAGGGCUGUGACGCAGCGGCGUCUGUCGCCGUGGCCGAUGCCCCUGUGCCGAGCGCUGCCCUGCAAUGCUUGCAGCAGCUCGCUCCGCUCUCCGGUCCCACGCCGACAGCUCCCAGCCCCGCUAAGAAGAGGAGGAGGUCUGAGAUGAACGACGACAACGCUUCCCAACCGGCAACUCCCCGCGGCCUCAAAACGCGGAUAAAACGCCAGCGGAGAGGUGGGAAAGAAGCCGAGACUCCCGAGGUGACGCAGAGCCCAGGCAGCCCCUGUCUGAAAGCGGCAGCCCAGACGCCCCUCGUCUCCCCGGUGCCGUCGUGUUGCACCUCCAAAAUCUGCCCGCCGACGGUCACCAAAAGCCGCGUGCCCCUGGCGAUGUCGGCCGCCCAGAACUGCUGCACCCUGCCUGCUGCGCCCGUCCACGACCUGAACGUGACUUUCGAGAUCUGCGACAUCGGCGAUUCACCCGGCGCGGCCAAGCCCGUUGCCUUCAGCCUGUCCGAAUUCCCCGUCUGGGACAACAUCCAGAGCUUCCUGAACAAGCGGGACGGUCCCGUCGCGCCCAAAGCCUGCGUCCCGCUGCUUCCCGUGAAGAGUUCCUCCAUCCCAAAGCCCUCCUCGGUUUCCAAAGUGUCCGCACAGAAGCGGAAGCGAGCGGAGAGAACCACUUCCCGCUCCCUGGGUGAGCUCCGGAGCCGUGUCCCCAGCAGCAGCAAGAGACCUGCGCCGCCCUCCCGCAUCCCGGCCUCCGACCAUCCUUCGGCCCCCCUCACCCGCAAAGGCAGCAAGAACGCCACCAAAUCGCUCGCCGCCCCUCGCAGGGCCCCCCCUGCUCCCACCCCCCAACCCAUGAAGCUCUUAUGCUGACGGUUCCCCCAU
Messenger RNA from Chroicocephalus ridibundus (black-headed gull), 2793 nucleotides. RefSeq names its product kinesin family member 18B (gene KIF18B). Gene Ontology annotation, molecular function: microtubule motor activity; ATP binding; microtubule binding. Gene Ontology annotation, biological process: microtubule-based movement. The transcript has 15 exons. Bases 151 to 2781 code for a protein of 876 amino acids. Lineage: Eukaryota; Metazoa; Chordata; Aves; Charadriiformes; Laridae. The record is from RefSeq and is a predicted model, not a curated record.